UGAUAAUUCUUUACUAAUAUUUGUUUCUUUUUAGGUAAUGGAGCGUAAAGGAACGCUGGCAAAAAAAUAAAAUGAAUAUUUAUGAUGAUGAAUGGUACAAUCGGACACACAUUAGCUGAAGAUUUAAGUAUAACGCGAAUAGCUGGCUUAACGUGGGACCAAUGGAAUGCUCGCCUAGCGAUGCCACUUAUCACCCAAUUGCGCGAAGGCUCGCAUCCUCUACUGUUUCCAACUGAUCUAUCCGUUAGCACUGUUGAUAAAGAAUCGAAAUCGAGCACUGUUACCAAUCCAGAUCCACAAUCGCCGCAAGACAAUCAACCGGCCUACUCCUGUUCCGAUUGUGGUCGAAUGUAUAAAUUGAAAUCGUCGCUACGUAAUCAUCAGAAAUGGGAAUGCGGUAAAGAGCCGCAGUUCUCGUGCCCAUUUUGUGUAUAUAAAGCAAAACAGAAGAUGCAUAUCGGACGCCACAUGGAACGGAUGCAUAAAGAGAAGUUUAUUAAAAUGGAAGAUGAUCAAAUGCUAUCGACGCUAUCGAUGAAAGAGGAUGGCAAUGGUAUUAACUUAAAUGUGAAUAUGAACACAACGAUAUAAAAAAAACAAUUGUUUUUUGGCUGUCCCUGGGACAAAAAUGUUUAGUGAUAUUUUGAUUUCUCGGAAAUUACCGUAUUCGAGAUUGGAUGCUGGAAUUCCACCUUCACAAUUUCAGAAUACAUUUUUCUCUGGAUUUUUUUUUUAUUGCAGAAUUUGACUAGUAUUUUACCAUAAAAGAAAAUGAUUUUUAAGGAAAAGAUUCAGCUCAAUUAAUUAAAUUUCUUUUCAUUUGCUAAAAUUUUUCUAGAUUCUUAGACAUAUUAUAAAUGAAAAUGCUUGUAUCUUGCGAGAAAUUGUUGAAUUGAACAAAAUCCGAACAAACUGGGGUGGGGUGCAAAAGUGAUAUUAUAUCUAGUGGUAAAACUUUUUUUUUCUAUAUUAUUAAAAGAGCAAUUGUUAUGAAAAUACAUUCCACGUAAUAAGAGUUAAUUUAACUUAAAAUAUUUUACUUUAUAUUUUUAUUAGCAGUGUAAGGAGGUACCAAUUUUAUUGAUAUUUUAUUUUUGGUUCUAAUUUUAAGUCUUCCGAAAUUUUAUUCCAUUUUAUCGGCCACCGAGCCAAGGUGGUCGAAGUAUCUUUUUAGUUUGUAGUCCGUAAAUUCGAUUUAGAACAUAAAAUGUGUCAAAUUUUCAAUGGCGCUUACAACGAUAUUCUUCGCAAAAAA
Molecule: messenger RNA, 1255 nt
Organism: Bradysia coprophila
Lineage: Eukaryota; Metazoa; Arthropoda; Insecta; Diptera; Sciaridae
Gene: lola
Product: longitudinals lacking
Biological process (GO): regulation of transcription by RNA polymerase II
Cellular component (GO): nucleus
Molecular function (GO): protein binding; DNA binding
Source: RefSeq, a predicted model, not a curated record